CCACCGCCGUCGCCUCUCUUUCCCUUCCCACCCUACCCCCUGUCCCGACCACAAACCCUACGAUAAACAAAAAUGGCCAACCUCGGUGUUCCCGUCAAGCUUCUCCACGAGUCUUUGGGGCAUAUCAUCACGGUGGAAUUGAAGACUGGCGAGGUGCGUUGUUUCGAUCUGAGAGUGGAGUUGAUCGAGGGGAGGCGUGCAUCUGAAGUACUAGCUGGGACUGUUUGCUGAUACUUCGACUGCAUAGAUGUACCGCGGAAAGUUGAUGGAAGCCGAAGAUACCCUCAACAUCGCUCUCCGUGAAAUAACCGUUACCGCCCGGGACGGUCGAGUCUCUCAGCUGGAACAGGUGUACAUCAGGGGAAGCAUGAUCAGAUUCAUCAUUGUGCCCGAUCUGCUUGCUCAGGCGCCUAUGUUCAAGCGAGUCGGUCCCAAUGCCAUGCGAGGAAGGGGUAUCGGUGCUGCGCGAGGACGAGCUACCAUUCAACGAGCCAACGCCCGACGAGGAACAACGACAAGGACAAACCAAGGUGUCAGGCGUUAAGAGCAUUCGUUUGGAUGGGUUGUCUCGGGUCUUGAGGGGAGUUUGGCGGUGUUGAGGUGUGGAGCAAUAGAGCUCUCGGCCGGCACAUACAGAAAAGAGAUGGCGGUGCAAAGUGUGGCGCAUUUACUCUGCAGUCUUUCAAGACGCAUGUACUAUGACAUGGAAAAUAUCUGCUUCUG
Messenger RNA from Cryptococcus amylolentus CBS 6039, 723 nucleotides. RefSeq lists its product as hypothetical. The record is from RefSeq and is a predicted model, not a curated record. Gene Ontology annotation, cellular component: U12-type spliceosomal complex; U2 snRNP; U1 snRNP. Gene Ontology annotation, molecular function: RNA binding. The transcript has 4 exons. Lineage: Eukaryota; Fungi; Basidiomycota; Tremellomycetes; Tremellales; Cryptococcaceae. The coding region runs from base 248 to 544 and encodes 98 amino acids. Gene Ontology annotation, biological process: RNA processing; spliceosomal snRNP assembly.